Alligator mississippiensis (American alligator) is the source of this 12109-nucleotide messenger RNA. RefSeq names its product neuron navigator 2 (gene NAV2). The coding region runs from base 867 to 8066 and encodes 2399 amino acids. The transcript is spliced from 36 exons. Gene Ontology annotation, biological process: neurogenesis; nervous system development. Lineage: Eukaryota; Metazoa; Chordata; Crocodylia; Alligatoridae. Gene Ontology annotation, molecular function: ATP hydrolysis activity; ATP binding; protein binding. The record is from RefSeq and is a predicted model, not a curated record.
UAUUUUAGCAGUUCAGUGCUGAAACCUGUUUCAGGGCUGAUGUUUAAAAUGAGGUGGUGGCUGCUUUCCCUCCUCUUUGACAGCUGAAUUUUUCCUCAAGGUUUGAUGAUCAGCACUGGAGGAGCCAGGGAAUUUUGUUACAACUGGCAUUCUUUUUUUAUUAUCAUUUAAAUGUCAUCCAUGGACAUUUCUCCUUCUGCUUCAGCAUCAUUGUCUUGCUCACAGAUAUUAAGACUAAGAAGCUUGAUUCUCUAAGGCUCAUAUCCAAGGGCAUCAGUCAUUAACACACUGAGCUACAUCUGCUUCUUGGCUAAGACUGAAGAAAAGACAUCUUAAGCUGGAAAUCCUGCCUGCUCUCUCUGCCUUUCUCUGUGUCUCUAGCACGCACUCGCGCGCACACACACACACAGAGGCACAGAACAGGAGGCAUAUACUGCAGCAGGUCCUUUUUUUUAUUCCAAAAGGCUGCCUCACUUUGGAGAUGCGGUGACAAGAUAAUGAAGUAAAAGUCUCCUAUUGCAAGGAAGAAAAUUAUAGGAGUCAGCUAGUGAAAGGAAAGAACAAGUUAAAUAGCAGUAGCAAUAGAAGAGGAAAGGAAGGAAGACAGUGGUUAAGAAUUUAAAAAAGAAAAUAGAGGAAACAGGUGGAAGGCUGACAAGACGCUGGGAGGUAUUUUAAGCUAAACAGUGUCUUUUUCUUUCAUUCUUGUAUUUGAUAAGCAGUUUUUGAAGCAUCCAGACCUAAGCAGGGCUGCCUGAGCAUAGCAGCUUCCCAAACGUGUCUUUUCUGUCUCCCUGGCUGCUGCUGCUGCUGCUACUACUGUUGCUGCUGCUCACAGAAACGUGUUAGGAAAGCAGAAAGAGAAAAUGCCAGCCAUCCUGGUAGCCUCCAAAAUGAAAUCAGGACUACCUAAACCUGUACACAGCGCUGCUCCCAUCCUACAUGUGCCGACGGCCAGGACCAUUCCUCAGCCCUGUUACCUGAAGUUUGGGAACAAGGUGGAGGUCACCAAGCCAUCCUAUUCCAGCCAGAUACCCCUCAAGUCUCCUCCUGGACAUGAGAAUGCAGGAGAUGGACUCCCACCAAGGAAGAAUAGCCCUGUAGAAAAUGGAUUUGAUAUGCAGAUUUAUACGGAUUGGGCUAAUCACUAUCUAGCGAAAUCUGGCCAUAAACGCUUGAUAAAGGACCUGCAGCAAGAUGUGACUGAUGGAGUCUUACUGGCUGAAAUCAUCCAGGUUGUAGCAAAUGAAAAGAUUGAAGACAUCAAUGGCUGUCCAAAGAAUAGGUCUCAAAUGAUUGAAAACAUAGAUGCAUGCCUGAGUUUCUUGGCUGCCAAGGGAAUUAACAUACAGGGUCUUUCAGCAGAAGAAAUCAGGAAUGGGAAUCUAAAGGCCAUUUUAGGUCUUUUCUUCAGUCUGUCUCGAUACAAGCAGCAGCAGCAGCAGCCACAGAAACAGCAUCCACAGCACCAUCCAUCCCAGCAACCUUCUGCAGUAUCCCAGCAAGCAGGACCUCCAUCUCAGUGCCAGAUCGGGGUGCAGCAACAGCAACCACAACCACAACAGGUGCUGGCUUCACCCCAAACACAGUGCCAACAACCCCAGCAAGCUGCACAUCAUCAGUUAAAAGCACAACCAGAAAUGCAGUCAAGACUUCCAGGUCCUACCACGAGGGUGUCCGCUGCAGGCAGUGAAGCCAAAACUCGUGGUUCUAUCAGUGCCAACAAUCGGCGCAGCCAGAGCUUUAACAACUAUGACAAAUCCAAGCCUGUAAACCUACCACCAACACCAUCCAGCAGCAAUGAAAAAGAGCCAGAAGACAGUACAGCCUCUCAGCCGACAGGAAUGAAUGAAAAUGUACCAUCUUCAGUUCAAAGCUGCAGCACUACAAAUGUUGUUAGUUGCAAUAACUCAUCGGCCAUACCCCAGCCCAGCUCUGCCAUUAAGCCCUGGCGUAGCAAGUCCCUUAGCGCUAAGCACACAGCCACGUCUUCCAUGUUAUCUGUAAAGCAGCCAGUGCCAGAGUCUCCCAAACCACCAACGGAAAUGGUCAAAGCAACUCCUAAUGGACAAAAAUCCAUGCUUGAGAAAUUAAAACUCUUCAAUAGCAAAGGAGGCUCCAAAGCAGGUGGGACAACCCUGGAAGGUUCAGGGUCUCGGGAUAAUAGCUGUGAAAGACUUGAGACACUUCCCAGCUUUGAGGAAAGUGAGGAGAUUGAUGCUGCAAACCGGAAUGUGAAUAAUCCAGGACCAACAUCCAGUAGUCCCAAAAUUGCACUCAAGGGAAUUGCACAAAGAACUUUUAGCCGCGCACUGACUAAUAAGAAAAGUUCCCCAAAGGGCAGUGAGAAACAGAAAGAGAAGCAGAAAGAGAAAGAAAAGGAUAAAAGUAGAGACAUGGUAAAAAGAACAUCUGUAACGGAGAAGCUGGAUGUGAAAGAGGAGCCAAAAGAAGAACAGACAGCACCAGCUGCAACAGAGAUGCCAAAAAAGUCCUCAAAGAUUGCAAGCUUUAUCCCUAAAGGAGGAAAGCUGAAUAGUGCCAAGAAGGAGGCCUCUGCUCCUUCGCACAGUGGAAUACCAAAACCAGGAAUGAAAACCACCACAGGGAAAUCCUCAAGUGCCCCAACUUCUUCAAAGGAAGGUGAGAGAAGCCGCAGUGGGAAACCUGGCUCAGGGCUCUCUCAUCAGAAGACCCAACUAGACAGCAGGAAUUCCAGUUCCACUUCAAGUUUAGCCUCCUCAGAAGGAAAAGGGAUAGGAGGGGUAUCUGCUCUUAGCAGCAGCAGCAGCACCCAAGCUGUCAGUGGGCCAGCUAGUACCACACAGACUACAGGAAGCAAUACUGUGAGUGUUCAGCUACCUCAUCCCCAACAGCAAUACAGCCACCCGAACACUGCCACAGUUGCGCCGUUCAUGUACAGAUCACAGACAGACACUGAAGGGAAUGUAACGGCUGAGUCCAGCACCGGAGGGGUGAGCAUGGAUUCUGCCCUUUACACUAAAACUGGACAGCCUGGUCUUGAAGACCUUUCAGGGGAGGAUCCAGAAACACGUCGCUUGCGAACUGUGAAGAACAUUGCUGAUCUUCGACAAAACUUAGAGGAGACGAUGUCCAGCUUACGGGGAACCCAGGUUACUCAUAGCACAUUGGAGACUACAUUUGACACCAAUGUCACAACUGAAAUAAGUGGUCGCAGUAUUCUCAGCUUGACGGGAAGACCAACGCCUUUAUCAUGGAGACUUGGACAAUCAAGUCCCCGCCUUCAGGCAGGUGAUGCUCCAUCGAUGGGAAAUGGAUAUCCGCCAAGAGCUAAUGCAAGCCGUUUCAUCAAUGCUGAGUCUGGGCGUUAUAUGUAUUCAGCACCUUUGAGGAGACAGCUAGCAACCCGUGGUAGUAACGUUUGCCAUGUGGACAUCUCAGACAAGGCUGGUGAUGAAAUAGAUCUUGAAGGCAUCAGCAUGGAUGCCACUGGCUAUAUGAGUGAUGGUGAUGUUCUGAGCAAGAAUAUAAGAACUGAUGACAUUACAAGUGGAUACAUGACUGAUGGUGGAUUGGGCCUCUACACUCGAAGAUUAAAUCGGCUGCCUGACGGUAUGGCUGCAGUGAGGGAGACACUUCAGCGUAACACUUCCCUGGGACUAGGAGAUGCUGACAGCUGGGAUGACAGCAGCUCUGUCAGCAGUGGGAUCAGUGACACCAUAGACAACCUUAGCACCGAUGAUAUUAACACCAGCUCCUCCAUCAGCUCCUAUGCCAACACACCUGCCUCUUCCCGUAAAAAUUUGGAUGCACAGACUGAUGCAGAAAAGCAUUCUCAGGUUGAGCGGAAUUCCCUGUGGUCUGGUGACGAAGUUAAGAAAUCAGAUGGAGGAUCAGAUAGUGGCAUAAAAAUGGAGCCUGGAUCUAAGUGGAGGCGGAAUCCCUCUGAUGUGUCUGAUGAAUCUGAUAAAAGCACUUCUGGUAGGAAGAACACAGUUAUUUCACAGACUGGUUCCUGGAGACGGGGCAUGUCAGCUCAGGUUGGCAUUACUACACCAAGGACUAAAUCUUCAGCCACUUCAGGCACAUUAAAGACACCUGGAACAGGGAAAACUGAUGACGCCAAGGUAUCAGAAAAGGGUAGACUUUCUCCUAAAGCUGGACAUGUAAAACGUUCCCCAUCAGAUGCAGGACGCAGUAGUGGUGAUGAAUCCAAAAAGCCUCCCACAAGUAACUCUAGGACAGCUGCUGCUAAUACAAACACAUUUGGAUUUAAGAAACAAAGUGGGUCAGCUGUAGGCAUGACUGUGAUUACUGCCAGUGGGGCAACUAUCACCAGCAGAUCAGCCACACUGGGCAAAAUCCCCAAAUCAUCUGGACUCAUGGGUAGAUCCACUGGUCGGAAGACUAGUGUUGAUGGCUCACAGAACCAGGAUGAUGGUUACCUAGCACUUAGUGCUCGAACUAAUCUUCAGUAUCGUAGUUUACCUCGGCCUAGUAAAUCCAGCAGCAGAAGUGGAGCUGGUAAUAGGUCUAGUACCAGUAGCAUAGACUCCAACAUUAGCAGCAAGUCAGCUGGUUUACCUGCCCCUAAAAUCAGAGAGCCUGUUAAGGUAGUUCUUGGAAGCUCUUUGCCAGGAUUAAUCAACCAGACAGAUAAAGAGAAAGGGAUCUCGUCUGACAACGAAAGUGUGGCCUCAUGUAAUUCUGUUAAAGUGAACCCUGCAUCACAGACUGCUUCUAGUGGAGCUCAAAGUACCCACCAGCAAGGAACCAAGUACCCUGAUGUGGCCUCUCCCACUUUGCGCAGACUUUUUGGUGGCAAGCCAAAUAAACAGGUUCCUAUCACAACAGCUGAAAAUAUGAAAAAUUCAGUGGUCAUCUCCAAUCCUCAUGCUACCAUGAACCAGCAAGGGAACCUUGAUUCUCCCUCUGGCAGCGGUAUACUGAGCAGUGGGGGCAGCAGUCCCCUUUACAGUAAGAACAUGGACAUGAACCAGUCUCCAUUAGCCUCUAGUCCCAGUUCAGCACAUUCAGCUCCUUCGAACAGUUUAACUUGGGGUACCAACGCAAGUAGCUCUUCUGCUGUUAGUAAGGAUGGAAUUGGAUACCAGUCUGUCAGUAGUCUUCACACGAGCUGUGAAUCCAUUGAUAUAUCUCUGAGCAGUGGAGGUGGGCUGAGUCAUAACUCAUCCAGUGGUUUGAUCACAACUUCUAAAGAUGAUUCGCUGACUCCUUUUGUCAGAACCAACAGUGUUAAGACAACAUUGUCUGAGAGGUACACUCCUUCAUCCCAACUUCGUAGUCAAGAGGAUGCAAAAGAAUGGCUACGUUCACAUUCAGCAGGAGGUCUGCAGGAAACUGCUGCCAAUUCUCCAUUUUCAUCUGGCUCAAGCAUAACGUCACCAUCUGGUACUAGGUUCAACUUCUCCCAGCUUGCGAGCCCUACUACUGCAGCCCAGAUGAGCUUGUCAAAUCCGACCAUGCUACGGACACACAGCCUUUCCAAUGCAGAUGGUCCUUAUGAUCCCUACAGUGACACACGUUUCCGGAACAGUUCAAUGUCACUGGAUGAGAAAAGCAGAACUAUGAGUCGCUCUGGGUCAUUCCGCGAUGGCUUUGAAGAAGUGCAUGGGUCCUCUCUCUCUCUGGUGUCUAGUACAUCCUCUAUUUAUUCAACUCCUGAAGAAAAAUGCCAGUCAGAGAUUCGCAAGCUACGAAGAGAGUUGGAUGCAUCCCAAGAGAAGGUGUCAGCUCUGACAACUCAACUGACUGCCAACGCUCACCUUGUGGCAGCAUUUGAACAGAGCCUUGGGAACAUGACAAUUAGACUACAGAGUUUGACUAUGACAGCAGAACAAAAGGAUUCAGAACUGAAUGAAUUACGGAAAACCAUUGAGCUUUUAAAGAAGCAAAAUGCUGCUGCUCAAGCUGCCAUUAAUGGAGUAAUUAAUACACCUGAGCUCAACUGCAAAGGUACUGGAACUACCCAACCUGCUGACCUGCGGAUUCGAAGGCAACAUUCUUCAGAUAGUGUCUCUAGUAUUAAUAGUGCUACUAGUCAUUCAAGUGUGGGAAGUAACAUAGAGAGUGAUUCAAAGAAAAAGAAGAGAAAGAACUGGUUACGCAGUUCCUUCAAGCAAGCUUUUGGUAAAAAGAAAUCACCCAAGUCAGCAUCUUCUCAUUCAGACAUUGAGGAGAUGACUGAUUCUUCCUUACCUUCAUCACCAAAGCUACUGCACAACAACUCAGCUGUUUCUACACCAUUGUUGAGAGCUUCUCAUUCAAAUUCUCUUAUUUCUGAAUGCACCGACAGCGAGGCUGAAACAGUCAUGCAGUUACGCAAUGAGCUGAGAGACAAAGAGAUGAAACUGACUGAUAUUCGUCUGGAGGCUCUUAGCUCUGCCCACCAGCUAGACCAGCUUCGGGAGGCAAUGAACAGGAUGCAGAGUGAGAUUGAAAAGUUAAAAGCAGAAAAUGAUCGGUUGAAGUCUGAAAACCAUGGUAGCUGUAGCAGGGCUCAGUCUCAGGUUUCCAUUUCAUCCUCUCCAAGACACUCAGUGGGUCUCUCUCAGCACAGCUUGAACCUCACAGAGUCUACCAGUCUCGACAUGCUGUUAGAUGACCCUGGUGAUGGCUCUGUCCGAAAAGAAGGAGGCAGGCAUGUUAAAAUAGUUGUCAACUUUCAGGAUGAAAUGAAAUGGAAAGAGGAUUCCAGAUCCCGUACCUUCCUCAUUGGUUGCAUUGGAGUCAGUGGCAAGACAAAAUGGGAUGUGUUGGAUGGGGUGGUUAGACGCUUGUUUAAGGAAUAUAUCAUCCAUGUAGAUCCAGCAAGUCAGCUAGGGCUGAAUUCAGACAGUGUUCUGGGCUACAGCAUUGGAGAAAUCAAACGCACAAAUAGUGCAGAGACACCCGAGCUGCUGCCCUGUGGCUAUCUGGUUGGGGAAAACAACACCAUCUCAGUUGCUAUCAAAGGUAUCAGUGAAAAUAGUUUGGACUGUCUGGUGUUUGAGUCACUGAUUCCAAAACCUAUACUACAGCGAUAUGUUUCUCUCUUGAUGGAACAUAGAAGGAUUAUCUUGUCUGGCCCGAGCGGCACUGGUAAAACGUACUUAGCAAAUCGUCUGUCUGAAUACAUGGUACUUAGAGAGGGCCGGGAGCUGACUGAUGGAGUUAUAGCAACUUUCAACGUGGAUCAUAAAUCCAGUAAGGAACUUCGCCAAUACUUGUCCAACCUUGCUGAUCAGUGUAAUAGUGAAAACAAUGCUGUGGAUAUGCCUCUUGUCAUUAUUCUGGAUAACUUGCAUCAUGUUAGCUCCCUAGGAGAGAUCUUCAAUGGGCUUCUGAACUGCAAAUACCAUAAAUGUCCUUACAUUAUUGGCACAAUGAACCAGGCCACCUCCUCAACCCCUAACCUUCAGCUUCACCACAAUUUCAGAUGGGUGCUAUGUGCCAACCACACUGAGCCUGUCAAGGGCUUUCUUGCUCGUUUUUUGAGAAGAAAACUAAUUGAAACAGAAAUCAGUGGCAGGAUGAGAAAUGCAGAACUGGUUAAGAUCAUUGACUGGAUUCCCAAGGUCUGGCAGCAUCUCAACAGAUUCUUGGAGGCUCACAGUUCCUCUGAUGUUACUAUUGGUCCACGACUCUUCUUGUCCUGUCCAAUAGAUGUAGAUGGUUCUAGAGUCUGGUUUACUGACCUGUGGAACUAUUCCAUUAUCCCAUAUCUUCUGGAGGCAGUCAGAGAAGGACUACAGCUGUAUGGAAGGAGAGCUCCCUGGGAGGAUCCUGCCAAAUGGGUAAUGGACACGUAUCCAUGGGCAGCCACCCCACAGCACCAUGAGUGGCCUCCUCUGCUGCAGCUGCGGCCUGAAGAUGUUGGAUUUGAUGGCUAUUCUGUGUCUCGAGAAGGCUCAACCAGCAAACAGGUUCCACCAAGUGAUGCUGAAGGAGAUCCAUUGAUGAACAUGCUAAUGCGACUGCAAGAGGCAGCUAACUAUUCGAGUCCUCAGAGCUAUGACAGUGACUCCAACAGCAACAGCCAUCAUGAUGACAUCCUUGAUUCAUCCUUGGAGUCAACAUUAUGAUCUUCAGCAGACAAAAAGAUUGUUUCCCAUUUUGCAAGAAUCCUGAUCAAAAAACACUAAGGAAGAUAACUUGUUACCGGACUGGGCAAACGUCUCAGUAUUAGAGCUGCAAGAACAGCAAGACACUUUAUACGAGUCAGUCUUGAACCUGGGUGCAGGCAACCCAAACAACCUUUGUAUUUUUUUUUAUAUAAUGAUAUGAACUGCACUAUUUCUUUGUUUUGUUCUGUUUAGUUGCUGUACGCUCUCAUGCCUAAGAUACUGAAGACAUUUAAAAAAAGCAUUCUCACAAUUGAAAAAAAAAGAAAAAGAGGGCAGGGGGGGAAAUCCUUUGCAGCUAUGAAAUGAACAGCUUUGUGCCAUGUACUGUCCAGGAAGAGAGGGGAGGGAAGUUCUCUGCAUAUGCUGCUUCUGACCAAACACAUGUAGGUGAGGGCUGGACUUUUACCAAUUAGCUUUGCAGACUAAACUCAGCUGCAGAUAGUUCUGGUGCUAAAAUACAUUGCUUUCCUAGGUAAUAAUGUUCUGUCAAAGGCAAUGCUGCAAAAAACAGGGACAUUUGAAAUACAUAUUAAAAAAAAAAAGCUGCUCUUGCCAGUCUGAGACCUUGUCUUUCUUUGCUCUAUUUCACCGUGUGUUUAUAGAAAUAUACAUAAAUAUAAAUAUGAAUAUGUAUAUAUACAGUCUAAACAAAUCAGGUUUUAUCAAACACUGUGUAACAAACAAUUCUACAAAACUUGAAAGACUGAGUACCCCUCUGACAUUAGGACAUGAUUCUUUUCUUCCUUACACCCAUGUAAAUCCAAUGACUUCAGUGUACUCCAGAUUUACACUAGUAUAAGAGACCAAAUUGACCCUUCUGCAGAGAGACAGCAAACAGACUGUAUCCUAUAUAAUUCUACAGUUUAAAUGCUACUGCAGCAGAGUUACAUUGGGCUCUCUGUAUUUUGGGGUUAGGGGUGGAUUUCUCACGUGAAAAAAAUAAUCAGACCUCUGGUUUUUAAUUUUUGCAUUAAAAUAGUAUGGCUUUUGUCAAUUUUCUCUCACUGACCAUUACAGCCCCAAAUGGGUGCAGUAAAACUCAAAAGUCCAGUGUUACUCUGGUAACAUUAUUUAUUCUGUCUCUUUUUUUUUCAACUGCAGAAUGUAGUGUUCUAGUAGUUCACCUGAACAGUCUUACUUAGGCCUGAAAACAAAGGAAGAGAGGGAGUACUAUCUUUUUAAGGUUUAAAAUGGGCCAUGCUCUUGCAUUCUGACUGAGCUGUGAACCUGGUUCUAUUUCUCCUCCUCCUGUCCAAACGCACACAAAUACAAUUUCAGUGUUAAGGCUUGUACAUCUGUUGAGGAGUAAGAACACCUCAAAAGAAUUGCACUUUCCUUUUUGUGGGAGCAAAUACUGACAAAUACAUCACCACAAGUCAGCUGUCUCAGGCUGUACCUCAGCAAGAAUCGCAGUCCUCAGCACUGAUUUGUACAAGCCUUUCCAGCUAUCUUUUGGUGCUGAACUUUAAAGCGAUGCCUUACUUCUUUUGUACUAAUUGUGUUAAUUACAUUAGUGCUGUAUAUUAUGAGUUUUUAUUUAAAUAAACAAACAGGGCUAAAGUCAUCUCUUGGAAUACGAUAAGUUGCUGUGAAUAUUGUUUGUAUGAGAUACUAGAUUUUGUUUAAAUGUAACAGUAACAAAGGAGGAAAAUGAGACAACUUUUCAGGUUCAUAUCAUCUGCAGCUAAUAGUUCACUGGACAGCUGUUUAUCUAAUACAGGAAAAAAAAAAGCUUUUCUAUGAUAAUAAAUGCCGUCACUAGUAAACUAUAGGAAAGCAAUUGCUGUUUUUUCAGUGUACAGGUAGAAAAACUUAUUACAAACACUUUUUUAAGAGCGUGUUAAUCCUUGUGGGUUUAAAAUAAUGUAACAGACAAGUUCAUGCUUCUGUCACUCAGUUUGAGAGGAUAGUUUUAUUAUACCUCAUGACUUUCUACUCUCUGUGACAUGACUGUACUUACUUUUUUGUCUUUUGUCCAAUGAGAGCUGAUACUGAAUCUGCUCCUGUUACAGCUUUUGAGUGCUGAUAACCUUUUUAAAAAAAAUGUAAAAGAAUAAUUAGCGAUGUUGGGGGGGCGGGACUUAUCCACUUAUGUCACUGGUUUAUCUUAGCUGAACUCUAUUUCAUUUGAACGAAAUACCCAGGGUUACUCAACCAACCGUAUAAAUCCAGUUCACAUUAUUGUAGAGUAAGCUUCAUUAAUAUAGAACUUUCCCUAGCCGUGCUGAUGAUUUCAAGAGUAGCUAAUGGCUAAAAACAGAUGUUGGAUUUCUCCCAGGACAAAACCUUUUGUAUGAAUGGACAAGCCUGUUGUCCCACAUGAAGUACCUGUUAAGUAUCCGGAUUAUCACGUUGCACUGGGACAAUACCAGCUCAUUUGAUUUAAUUGGCAUUCAAGCUAAACAACUGUCCUGCACCUGUUUUGAUUGGAGUCACAACCUAGGACAGUCAGCCCAGAGAUAAACCCAAGGUCUGUUUUGAGCCAAUUUCUCAACAGCCUAACAGUUCUGCUUCCCAACACUGACUUUGACUGUUACUACUAUGAAACCAAGUAAAGAAUAAGUACCUGAACCUGCAUCUGAAUCCAUUCAGAUAGACUUUUAAGCUUGUAUGGAUCUAAUUGCAGGACAGGGACCUAAAGAGACUUAACAUUAUACACUUCUCAGCUACCCUUUAACUGAUUCCUCCAGAUACAUUUGAAACUCUGGGCAUGCCUACGCUCUCUGUAGACCAUGCUAAGGUUCUCUGCCAUGAAGCAUAAUGUAUAAUGUUGCUGUCUCCAGCACUGGGCAAGCAUUAAUUAGCACUUCUAAAACAAGGAGCUCAUUGGCACAUGCCCUGCAUUGCACGAAUACAAAACACUGGUGUGCUGUGCUUCCUGGCAGAGAUCCCCAGCACAGUCCUUGGAGGCCAUAGAUGUGCCUUGUGUGCCAUUUUGGUUGCCAUUUUUCUUUUCCCCAAACCUAUGCUCAGACACAGGAGAUGCUCAGUCAUUCCAAUGCCAAUCUAUUUCUGUGUCACUGACAGUAGUUUGGGUUACUGUAAGGAGAGGGCUUUGCGUCAUUUUAAGCAUCACAAAACUCAGUAUACUUUCUGCAAUUUUGGGAAGCAGGGUUACCUGUUGUGCAUAUUUCUUACUUUUCAUCAAGUAUUUAGCAGAGCCUGUCUCUCUCUUGCUAUAUCUGCUUUUUCCUUUUUUAAUUACUUCUUAUUCGUUUAAGGCUUGUCCUUUUGGGGUUUGGGGGUUUUUUUGCCUUUUUUCUACAAAGUUCUACAUUAAAACAAAGAUAAAUAAAACUAACAAACAAAAAAUACCCAACAAAUAAACUCUAUGAUUCUAUGCAACAUUUAUGUUGAGUUAAAAACAGAAAGCUUAAACAGUUAGUUUCCUUUCCUUCAGAACUGCCAAGAAUUGUACAGGACAUAAAUGAGAUGGGGAAACAUUUUUGGUUUGAGGGGAGGGUGUUGAUGAACCUUUUUUGUACAUUUUGGAAAAGAAACUGAUAUUUCAUUGUUGAUGCUUACCUUUGGUAUUCUGUGUAUUGAAUCUUGUCUAAAUGUGACAAUUCUCUUUCAAGAAAAAAAACAAAAACAAAACAAAAAAUCUUUCUUUGUGGAUAUUAAAUGGAAGGUUGCUGUUUUGAUCUAGUCGUUUCCAGUGGAACAGUUUAUGAAAUAUGUUCUAUAAGAUGUACAUUUUUUCAUUGUAACAUAGAAAUGUAAAUAUUUGAUUAAAAGUGCUGCAUUUUGAUGAAUUUUUUCUAGCCAUUUUUAAAGAGAAAACUAGGAAUUGAGUAUUUUGUGUACGGUAUGAUGUUUUCCAUCUUCUCCCCUCCCUAUUUAAUUUUCAGUUGUCAUUUAGGAUCAGAAUUUGCAAAUGGUCUGUUUGAGAUCAUGCCUCCUGCCCCUCCCCUGCCCCUGUGUCAUGGAGAAUAAAGCUGAUGAUUGUACCAGUCUUAAAUUAUUCAUGAUUCAAUAAAAUUGAUGCUUAUUUAUUCAGA